GCGGUGUAACGGCGGUGGCUAAGAUCAUUCCAGGGAAGGCAGCUGGUAAUACUUUUGGACUAUAAGAGCUACGGCCUCCGCAACCGAAAUCUCAGCGCCUUCCCAGUACAUCAUCAGUAAACACGAAGAAUAUCGAGGGAUCAUUUCGCAGCUACUUUCUUCUAUAAACCUCUUCAGAAAAAAUGACUAGUAGCCCAAUAACGGGGUUGCUGGUCGCGCUCUGCAUAGGCAGCGCUGUCCAUUGUAUGCCGCAGUCCACGGGGAAAAAUAAACGGCAAGCCCAGGAACAAAAUGUAACUGUUUGCCUUACAGACGGGUGCAACGAAAAUGGUCGCUUUUACAGAGUGAACGAUCAGUGGGAACGGCCGUAUAUGGGCAGUACUUUGCUCUGUACUUGUCAAGGGACGGCUGGAGUAAAGUGUAAAACUAAACCAGAAGUCGAGGAGACUUGCUACGAUAAAAUCAACGCGAGGUCAUACCGCGUUGGGGAGACCUACGAACGCCCCAAGGAUGGCAUGAUCUGGGACUGCACUUGCAUCGGUUCUGGAAAGGGCAAAAUAAGCUGCACAAUUGCCAACCGCUGCCACGAAGGAGGCCACUCAUACAGAAUUGGAGACACUUGGAAACGUCCCCACGACACUGGAAAUUAUAUGCUGGAAUGCGUUUGCCUAGGGAAUGGAAAAGGGGAGUGGACAUGCAAACCAGUGGCUGAGCGUUGCUAUGACAAUGCCGCAGGAGCAGCCUAUAUGGUGGGUGAGACAUGGGAGAAACCUUAUCAGGGCUGGAUGGUUCUAGACUGCACUUGUCUGGGUGAAGGGAAUGGCCGCAUCACCUGCACCUCAAGAAAUCGCUGUAACGACCAGGACACCAGGACCUCCUACCGGAUCGGAGACACCUGGACAAAGAAGGACGCUCAGGGCAACACACUGCAGUGUCUGUGCAGUGGCAAUGGACGUGGUGAAUGGAAAUGUGAGAGGCACGCGGCUCAUCACACCACUGCACUCGGCACAGGCUCUCGUGUCGUGGCACAAGUCAAACCAGUGGUGGACCAGCGGAACGUUGUAACGGAGCUCCUCGAUGACGGACCCUGUCGCACAGACUCUGGGGUGGCUUACCAACUGGGCAUGCGCUGGCACAGGACUCAGGGAAACAAGCCCAUGCUGUGUACUUGUCUGGGUAAUGGAGUCAGCUGUGAGGAGACAGAGGGUCAGUCACAAGUAUAUGGUGGAAACUCCAACGGCCAGCCAUGUGUCUUCCCCUUUGUGUUCAACGGAAAGACAUACUAUUCCUGCACAUCAGAAGGUCGGACAGAUGGACAGCUGUGGUGCAGCACCACCUCAGACUACGGCGCUGACGGCCUGUACUCUUUCUGUACUGAGAGGAACGUUGUGGUACCAACUCGAGGUGGCAACUCCAACGGCGCUCUGUGUCAGUUCCCCUUCAUUUACAACGGACGUAAUUACACCGACUGUACUUCUGACGGUCGCCGUGAUGGAAUGAAAUGGUGCGGCACGACCACCAACUACGACAACGAUCAACGCUUUGGCUUCUGCCCAAUGGCUGCUCAUGAGGAGGUGUGUACCACCAGUGAUGGAGUGAUGUACCGUACGGGAGAUGAAUGGGACAAGCGCCACGACGUGCUAGGUCACAUGAUGCGCUGUAAAUGCCUGGGUAAUGGACGUGGAGAGUGGAGCUGCAUUGCCUACUCCCAGCUGAGAGACCAGUGCAUUGUGGCCGGUCAGACGUAUGAGGUGAACGAAACCUUCAACAAACGCCACGAUGAGGGCUAUAUGAUGAACUGCACGUGUUUCGGCCAAGGCCGCGGCCGCUGGAGAUGUGACGCUGUCGACCAAUGCCAGGAGCCAGAGACCAAAGUGUUCUACCAGAUCGGUGACACCUGGGACAAAGUUGCCCACGGAAUCCUAUAUAGGUGCUAUUGCCAUGGCAAUGGCAUUGGAGAACUGGCCUGUGAACCAACACAGUCUAGAGGCCCUGUCCGGGUUAUUAUCACAGAGGCAGGAAACCAACCCAACUCUCACCCUAUCCAGUGGAAUGCUCCAACCUCUGCACACAUCACCCAGUACAUCCUGAAGUGGAGAGUGAAAAAUUCCCGUGUCCCCUGGAAAGAGGUGACCAUUCCUGGACAUCUCAACUCUUACACUAUCUCAGGCCUCAAGCCUGGUCUUACUUACGAGGGUCAGCUCAUGAGCUUCCUACGGAGCGGUCGUCGAGAGAUCACUCGCUUUGACUUCACCACCACCUACGGCUCUUUGGCAACCUCAGAGGGCGAGACCACCCAGCCCCCACCACUGGUGGCCACCUCUGAGUCCGUAACUGAAAUCACCUCCAGCAGCUUUGUCAUCUCCUGGGUCUCUGCAUCUGACACCGUGUCCGGUUUCAGGGUGGAGUACGAACUCACGGAGGAAGGAUCCAAGCCCAAGACAAUUGAACUACCCCGUACAGCCACAUCUGUGAACAUCAGUGACCUCCUGCCCGGACGCAGAUACAAUGUACAAGUGUAUGAGCUCCAACCAGAGGGAGAUGCUACCCUUAUCCUUACUACCACGCAGACCACUGCCCCUGAUGCUCCAACUCAACAUGAGGUUGGUGAGGUUGGGGAGACCUCCAUUGUGAUCAGCUGGUCCAGACCCCAAGCUCCAAUCACAGGCUACCGUGUUGUAUACACGCCAUCUGUCGAAGGUAGCAGUACCGAGCUUACACUCCCUGAAAGUGCCACCUCUGUCACACUGGGUGACCUCCGACCUGGCGUGCUCUAUAAUAUCAGCAUUUUCGCUGUGGAGGACAAUCUAGAGAGUGAGCCGGUCUUUGUGCAAGUCAACACAGCCGGACAGCCACAACAUGAGGUAGUCCCAGCUCCCACAGACCUGCAGUUCUAUGAAGUGUCAGAUGUAAAGAUCACCAUUACUUGGACGGGUCCUCCCGAUGAUGUGUCUGGCUACCGCGUGGCCUUCCUCCCAGUCAGUUCUAGUGGUACUUCAGGAAAAGCCCUUCAUCUUCCCAUCACACACAAUGCCUACGCAGAAAUCACACACCUUCAGCCCGGCACACUCUACCGGUUCUACAUCUAUGCUGUCAGCGGAGGAUCUGAGAGUGAACCACUGGUCGGGGAACAAUCCACAAAACCGGACGCUCCUACCAACUUGCGCUUUGCCAACGUGACGGAGGACAGUGCCUUGGUCAUCUGGAACGUGCCCAGGGCAGUGGUGACGGGGUAUCGUCUCUUCCUGAUCGUGGAGGGUUCCAACCCCAAACAGCUCCGCAUCCCAGCCCAACAGUCACAGUACCCUCUGACCAGUCUGCGACCAAACACCGAUUACACAGUCACUCUCCAUUCUGUGCAAGGCAACCAGCUUAGCGAGGGUGUCACCAGCAUUUUCACCACUUCUCCAUCCAUGGGAAAUGCCCCUCGUUUCACCACAGAUGUCACAGACACUUCCAUUAUCAUUACCUGGACCCCUGUGCCACGCUUUAGCUACAAGGUGUCAGUGUGGCCCAGCGAAGGUGGUGAAGCACCUAGAGAUGUGACCUCUGCUACAGGAAGUAUUUACAUUUCUGGCUUGACACCUGGACUGGAGUAUACAUACAGUGUCCAGCCCAUGGUUAAUGGCCGUAACCAUGGCAACCCCAUUACACAAAAUGUUGUCACAUCCCUGUCUCCACCAACUGACCUAAACGUGCAGUCCAACCCAGAUACAGGCGAUCUUACCGUUCGCUGGCGCCCCUCUGCAACUCCUGACAUAAGUGGAUACAGGGUGACUUGCACACCAGCCAAUGGACAGCGUGGAAAUUCACUGGAAGAGUUUGUGAAAGAAGACCAGAGUUCAUGCAUCUUGGAGCAUUUAAGCCCUGGAGUGGAGUAUAAUGUCAGUGUGUACACUGUCAAAGACCACAGAGAGAGUGAGCCCAUCUCUGCAACCAUUACCCAAGAUGUGCCGAGGUUGCGGGACCUCAGUUUUGUCGAUGUCACCGACACGACUAUCAGUUUGAAGUGGAGUCCGCUAAACUAUACCGCUGUAACGGGAUACCGAAUCGCAGUAGUUGCAGCAGGCGAGAGCAUUCCGAUUCUCGAGGAUACGGUGGAUUCUGCCAUCGGUUAUUACACAGUACGCGGGCUGGAGCCCGGAAUCGACUAUGACAUCAGCGUCACAGCGCUUACGGAUGGAGGGGAGAGCGAACCAGCCAUGAUCAAGCAGCAAACAACUCAGACUGCCGUCCCUGCUCCCAAAAACGUGAACUUUGAUGAGGUGGGCCCAGACUCCAUGCGUGUAUCCUGGACUGCACCCGCUGUACACCCUAAUGACAUCACGCGCUUUGUUGUCCGUUAUCAUCCCGUGCACAACGACGAUGACACCCAAGAGGUCAAUGUGGGCGGAGGUACCAACUCUUUCGUCCUGCAGAAUUUACUGCCAAACACAGAGUAUCUGGUGAGCGUCGUGUGUGUGUACGAGGAGCGAGAGAGCACACCUGCGACUGGCACUCAACGAACACUCCUGGAUUCACCCACUGGUCUGGACUUCUCUGAUGUUUCCACCAAUUCCUUCACUGUUCACUGGGUGGCCCCACGAGCCUAUAUCACUGGCUACCGCAUCCGCUAUCAAAUGACCAAAGGCGGUCGUACUAAGGAAGAAAGACUUCCCCCGAACCGUAACCGUUACACUCUGAUGAACCUGGUCCCCGAAACAGAGUAUGUGGUCCAUGUCUACGCCAUCAGUGGCUCCGAAGAGAGUCUGCCCCUCACUGGAACUCAGGCCACAGUUUCUGAUGCCCCCACUGAUCUAGAGGUGGUGGAUUCAGGCCCCACCAGCAUCACCAUCCGCUGGGAUGCCCCUGCUGUCCCUGUACGCUUCUACAAGAUCACUCACGGAGAAUCAGGGGAGACACCCCAGGAGUUCACGGUACCGGGGACUCAGACAACAACCACUAUUGAUAACCUGAGUCCAAACACUGACUACACCAUCACUGUAUACGCAGUUAGUGGGAGAGGGGAUAGUCCGGCAACCAGCACACCCAUUUACAUCACUCACAGGACCAAUGUUCCAUCUCCCCCUGGAAUGGAGCUGACAGAUGUGAAGGAGAGAACCAUGACUGUGCGCUGGACUCCUGCUAAAGGACCCAUCUCUGGAUACAGGGUGACUGGGGUCCCCAAGCGUGGUGUUGGUCCUUCAGUCUCCAAAACCGUGGGACCUGAUCAGACAGAGAUGACAUUCACUGGUUUGAUGCCAGCAGUGGAGUACACAGUGAGUGUCUAUGCUAUUGGCACAGAUGGAGAGAGCCCCCCAGUGGUGGAUAAAGCUAGUACAACCCAGGACCAACCCAAAGACUUGACUUUCUCUGACGUGGACACCACUUCCCUGCGGGUGACGUGGGAUGUUCCAGACAGGACCGUGACCUCGUACAGAGUUCUCUACUCCAGCUCCGAGGAAGGGGAACGCGAAUACCAGCCCGCCCCGAGAGGCCAAGACGACAGCGUGCUGUUGCGUGGUCUGCGUCCAGGGACCGAGUACACAGUCAAAAUCAUUCCCAUGCACGGUCGCACCCCCAGCCAACCACUGGAGGGCACCCAGCAUACAGCGAUCCCCGCUCCCACCAACCUGCAGUUCAUCGAUGUCGGGCCCUCCGCGUUCACCGUGGUCUGGCGUGCCCCCAACGUCAGACUGUCUGGCUACAGGAUCACGGUGAACCCCAAGAACGUCAGAGCCCCAUCUAAAGAGAUGAACAUUGCCCCUGAUUCUACACAGGCCCACAUAACUGGACUUAUGGUUGCCACUGUGUAUGAGGUGCAUGUCUAUGCGCUGAAGGAUUCAACCAGCAGCAGGCCUCUGACAGGGGAGGUUACCACCACUGACAACAUCAGCCCACCCCGCCGCGUCCGCAUUUUGGACGUGAAGGAGGCUUCCGUUACCCUGACUUGGCGUGCCAAAACUGAACCGAGGACAGGUUUCCUCAUUGAGGCCACACCCACCAGUGGCAGCUAUCCCACCAUCAGGGAGACCACGCCCGCUGAUGCUCAUACCUACACCAUCUCUGGUCUGCAGCCAGGCACCAGCUACACAAUCUACAUCUACACAUUGAAUGGCAACAGCCGAAGUGAUCCCUUUGUCCUGCCCGUCGAAACAGUUCGGCCAGCUGUCCAGUCUCCCACCAACAUCCAGUUCACCUCUUUGACCCCCAACUCAAUCUCCUUCACCUGGCAUCCUCCCACCACUCGCAUCACAGGAUAUUAUAUCACCUAUGAGGAAUCAGGAGGGGCCCCCAGAGAACUCCUGCCCCGCCCUCAUGCCAGUGUGAACUAUGCCACCAUCACUGGUUUGAAACCAGGAACUGAGUACAUCAUCAAGAUUAUUGCUCUUGUGAAUACUCAGAGAAGCUCCCCAUUGGUUGGCAAGGCCAGAACUCAAUCAACCUCCAUGCUUCUGCCGCCGACGCCACCACGCCAAGGCACCCAUGAGCACCUGGACGUGCCCGAGAGUGAAUUCGAUGACAACAGCGUUCAGGUGGUGGGCACCAACGGUCAGGAUUCGCUAGGCCAGCAUGGCCAAAGCGUCGAGUACACUGAAUACAACAAGCACAACCAGCCCACCCAUGGGCCCCAGCAUCCUCACAUACCCCAGGUGGGCGAGACCCUGGUCUAUGUCCCCCAGACUGGGCCCGGAGGACCCCGGGUACCCAUAGUGCAUGUGAGUGAAGGGCCGGGCCACGGCCUCCCUUUGCAUUUUCCAGAAAACGCGACAGGAACGCCCCAAGAAGCCCAGACCCAGACCACCAUCUCCUGGAAACCCUUCAAGCAGAGUUCAGCAUACCUGGUGUCCUGUAACCCAGUGACCCACAGAGAGGAGCAGUCGUUCCAGAUGCGUCUACCAAGUACCACCACCAGUGCUACUCUGAUUGGUUUGACAUCUGGUGCAUCUUACAAUGUUAUUGUGGAGGCCCUAAAAGGACAGCUCAAGCACAAAAUCCUGGAAGAGAUCAUCACUGCAGGAAACACAGUCCCCGAGGGUGCUUCGACCAGCCCAGACUCAUGCUACGACACCCUCACAUCCACCUCCUAUAACGUAGGGGAGGAGUGGGAACGCAUGUCUGAGACUGGCUUCAAACUCUGGUGCAGAUGCCUCGGCUUGGGCAGCGGACAUUUCAGAUGUGAUUCCUCCAAAUGGUGCCACGACCAAGGCCAAAACUACCGUAUCGGUGAGAAGUGGGACAGACAGGGAGAGAACGGUCACAUGAUGAGCUGCACUUGCCUGGGUAACGGCAAGGGAGAGUUCAAGUGCGAGCCGCAUGAGUCGACCUGUUACGAUGAUGGGAAGAUUUACCACGUGGGUAGCCAGUGGCAGAAAGAAUACUUGGGAGCUAUCUGCACUUGCACUUGUCAUGGCGGACAGCAGGGAUGGCGCUGUGAGAACUGUAAGAGACCUGGUGCUGAGGUGAAUGCCGACCUUCUCCAGCCCGUCCGCUCAGAUGUUUUCACCCGCUACAGAGACAGCACCGUCCGCAAAGUGAACAUUCAGUGUCCCAUUGAGUGCCUUAGACCAGAGCUUCUCGCAGAUGCAGUCGCCGCCCCCCACCCCAGACAGUGAUCGACCAACGCCUUUUUGGACUGUGCCAUUUCGCACCCCCCCACCCCCACCCCCACCCUAUGACAUCCCAGAGGGGAGACAUGUAACAGAGAUGUGACUUUUGAGACUGCUAACUCAUUAAGUGCCUUAAUCCUUCCUAAUCGUAUCAACCACCGCCGUACCGCUGCUUCACAGCCAAAUCCUGCCACGAUUCCCCAAGCGACAGCCACUUCCCUUCAUUUCCUUUGAUUGGCUGUCGUUUUUUCCAUCAAGGGAUUUGAUUGGCUGAUGUUUUUAUGUUGUGUUUUUGUUGUUAUUGAGUUUGGUUUGAUGGUGUGGUUCUUUUCAAAGGCUGUUGAGUCUCAGAUCUGUGUACCUAAGUAGUAGAGUUUAUUGGAUUAAGAUGAGGAGGUUUCUUUAACAGUCUGGUACACAAGGAUUUUGAGACUCCACAAAUAUAACAAAAGAACAUCCCUUUUUGUUUUGUUUAAUUCAACCAUGUUUCAGUUAUUUGACUACUCAAUUUCCUAAAAGUAGCCAUUGUUUUGUUUGUCUAUGAAGAGUUCUCAAUUGCAGCUUUGCAUUGACUCUGGUGACAGAGUGUGUCUGGUUAAAGCGUCAAAACUACCUUCUCAGUAUUGCACCCUGAAGUUGAAACGAUCUAUUUUUCUACUGAAAUGACAAAUGAGAUGAAAUUAACCUGUAAGAAAACAAGCACUGUUUUGAGAAAAUGUUGGUGUACCUCUGUGGUACAUUGAGGUUCGUCAAUUUCCCAAAUCUAUGUUCUGAAGUUGACUUGUUUUUUGUUUGUUUUUCUUCUGUGGCUCACAUUUGUUUGAGAGGAGUCAGCACUGUGCUUUAUAACACUUACUGAUUUUGAUUUGAUAAUUUGUUGUAAUUUUCUAACUUGCAUCUUUAUUUAUCCCUUUAUUCCUAAAGUGUUUGAUUUAAAUGCAAACAAUGGAGUGUUGAGAUUUGUUUUGAUCAUUUUUUACUGUAGGUGCCAAGUCUUCACUACUGUCAAAUUCCCCUUUUUUGAUAAAGUUUUACAAAGAACCUCAAAA
Chanos chanos (milkfish) is the source of this 8638-nucleotide messenger RNA. It is a transcript of the gene fn1b, whose product is annotated as fibronectin 1b. The coding region runs from base 183 to 7595 and encodes 2470 amino acids. The record is from RefSeq and is a predicted model, not a curated record. Lineage: Eukaryota; Metazoa; Chordata; Actinopteri; Gonorynchiformes; Chanidae. Gene Ontology annotation, cellular component: extracellular region. Gene Ontology annotation, biological process: nervous system development; cell-matrix adhesion; cell-substrate junction assembly. Gene Ontology annotation, molecular function: proteoglycan binding; integrin binding; extracellular matrix structural constituent. The transcript has 46 exons.